ACAAUAGCUAAAACCAAGAGACCAACUGCAAACAGUCCCAGUGUAACAGCCCUACAGUGGACUAUAUUUAUGCCUAUAGUGUCACACAGUUACAUACUUACCUGUUACGUUUUCAUUACUUAAGUUUUUUUAUGUUACUGAAGAAGCCGUUUUUUUUUAUGUUACUGAAUUCAAAGAAAUGCGAUUUGCUUUGAACACGUUUUAAGCCGAUAACCGCGACUCAGCAGUCUGGCAUUGUGGCCUAUUUCCGUGAAGUUUACAUUUAUCUUUGGACAAUAUGCUUUAAUCAGUUUGUUGUAAUAAAGUAGCAGUGCCAGUUAAUGUUUGUCACAGCAACAUACGGUGUAACACUAGCAUUCUUUAUUGAUCAUAAAGUGACCUGUUGAACGAUGUUUAUAACAGUUCGGUAUGGAGAGCGUGAGGAGGCGCUGUUCAAUCCUAAUUGCAAAACGAUGCUAUUGCUUGAGAAUAUACGACAGCGGUGUAGACUCGGAGAAGAUGUCGAAGUCGACCUUGCUGAUCCAGAAGGCAAUGUUAAACAUCUCAUCGACGCGUCUCUGAGAUACGCAAAUGAAGUUCUAAAAGACAGAGAAACAUUUGUUCUAAUUAAAGUUGAAAAUGACGAUUCAAGGAAACCGAGUUAUAUUCCCCUACUGAACGACAACGAGUUCAUUGAUGCUGCGUUCCUUGCUCGCUUAUCUACAAGGGACCAGUCAUCUAAUGGAAGCGCGAAAGGUUCACGUAAACGCCGUGAAGGAAACAAAUCGAAUGCGUCGAAAAAACCGCCAAAAUCAACAACACCAACGGGCAGGAAAGGAAAGCGAUGAUGUAGGCCUACCAAGGAAACACGAUUUAACGAGUUUCGAAAUCGCAACAUAUGAAUUUAGGAGGCCUUCUGUAAAUGAGCCAACUUUUCAACAAUGUUAUGUGCUAGAAGUCGGUUUGAGACGUUCUAACCUGUAAGCCUACAUUGCAAUUUCGUGAACUAUCCAGAAUUCAUCCGGGAAUAGGCCUAUCCGGGUCAGACUUUCAGUGCCAAAAUGAUAAAAUAUGUAAAUAUAAAAUAGGCCUAAAUGGAGAAACUAUAAAUGUAAGCGUUGCUUGAACACUAAAAAAGAAUAGCCGACUGAUUUUUUUUAGCUUUCAACAUCCAAGCUUCAGGGUUGAACAUUUUAAUUUACCCACAUUACCAAGACGAUUUUAAAAGGCAUUUUCAAAGGCGAUUCGAAAGGAGCAUUGUUUAUUAGUAGGGCGAAAGUAAUCAAAACAUUCAUUAUUUAUUAUUAUAUUAAAACUGCAGUAGGCCUACGUAAUUUAGGCACCUUUGUCAUGCGAAACACGCAUGUUUAUGACUUUUUAAAUUUAUAUUUUAAUACGUUUGGUGGUGGUCUAGGCUUGGUAUACUUCCCUCUCACAAGUCUGGAUAUGGUUCUGUCUUGGGGACUCCGAGAAGAUACAGGUAUCGAACUAAACUAGUUUGUUGGUUUUUAUAAACAUAAGGGCCGAUACCUUUCUUUCUUCCUCUUACUCCGCCACGCCGUACAGAAAAUUUUAUAAAUUCUAACAAAAUCAUCUAUUCUUCUUGGAGAGACUGUUGGUAUAGGUGUUGUGAUUUUUACUAGAUUAAAAUAAGCAUUAGGAACUAUAAAGAAUAAAAUUAUUUCGUUUAACCAGUGGCA
Messenger RNA from Anneissia japonica, 1679 nucleotides. RefSeq lists its product as uncharacterized. NCBI's taxonomy places the organism in Eukaryota, Metazoa, Echinodermata, Crinoidea, Comatulida, Comatulidae. Bases 390 to 827 code for a protein of 145 amino acids. The transcript has 5 exons. The record is from RefSeq and is a predicted model, not a curated record.